UGUUGACGAUUGUGAACCCAAAUGAAGAAGUCGUGCACUUCAUGGAUCCACUUAAAAGGCGACUCGAUACUGGGGAAUGGAAAUCUAUUGUCAACAACUCCAUUAAAAUCUAUAAUGCUCACAAGAAUCGGAAAGGAAGGAAAGUAAUUCAAUGGAAGAAUCUUGCUGGUAUUCCGGAGCAAAAAAAUGACAAGACGUGUGGAUAUUUCAUUAUGCGUUACAUGAAAGAAAUUGUGGAGGACAAGAACUUCGAUUUUAGUAUGAAGUGGGGAACGAGGUCAAAUUUGGUUUACACAGUCAAUGAUAUUGAUGAGAUCCGAGCGGAAUGGGCUGAGCAUGUUUUGAAGUUCCCAGAAAAUUAAGUAUCAGCCUAUAUAUAUGCUUUUGUUUCUGGUAGGUUAUGAGCAGUAGUAGUGGCUAGGAACUGCUUUUGUGCAUUUUGACAGAACUGAUGGAAAGUGUUGAACAAAUGCAUGCAGUUGCUGUAACUACUCUAUGGAUGCUACUAGGUUUUUGUCUUAGUUAGAUUAAGAUCCGUGCAACAAUGGCAGUCAUUAAAAUCAUUUAAUGUAAAGGCUAGCAUGCUAGCUAGUUUAGUAUUAUGCUACUGAUGGGAAUG
This is a messenger RNA of Rosa chinensis, 619 nucleotides long. RefSeq lists its product as uncharacterized. Bases 42 to 362 code for a protein of 106 amino acids. The record is from RefSeq and is a predicted model, not a curated record. Gene Ontology annotation, molecular function: cysteine-type peptidase activity. NCBI's taxonomy places the organism in Eukaryota, Viridiplantae, Streptophyta, Magnoliopsida, Rosales, Rosaceae. The transcript is spliced from 5 exons. Gene Ontology annotation, biological process: proteolysis.